Messenger RNA from Gilbertella persicaria, 1610 nucleotides. RefSeq names its product tyrosine-tRNA ligase. Gene Ontology annotation, molecular function: RNA binding; ATP binding; tyrosine-tRNA ligase activity. The coding region runs from base 140 to 1570 and encodes 476 amino acids. The transcript has 7 exons. Lineage: Eukaryota; Fungi; Mucoromycota; Mucoromycetes; Mucorales; Choanephoraceae. The record is from RefSeq and is a predicted model, not a curated record. Gene Ontology annotation, cellular component: mitochondrion; cytosol. Gene Ontology annotation, biological process: tyrosyl-tRNA aminoacylation.
ACAUGAAUAUUAACUUGAAAGAACAUAUAACCUCGAAAGACAUUGUUGAAUCUGACUGACAUUCAAACUCAUUUGACAGCUUUUUUCCUUCUUUUUUUUAACAAGGGGUAGCUUAAAACUCGAUAGCUUUUUUUUUGAGAUGCUCUUGCUAAAGAGGACAUCAUUCCAUGUUCAAUGGAAGCCAAUCAUUCGUUUAAACAAGUGUUUUUUGAGUAUGCAUUCUAAUGUUAUGCAUGACAUGACUGAAAGAGGCCUUGUCUCUAAUGUCACAAGCCCUGAUAUUACAGAAAAGACCAGUGCAAAGACUGCCAUUUACUGUGGUGUUGAUCCGACAGCCAAAAGUCUUCAUUUAGGUAACCUAGUUACACUUAUGGGACUAUUGCACUUUCAUAUCCGAGGUCAUCAAACUAUCGCUCUUGUAGGUGGUGCUACAGGAAGCAUUGGUGAUCCUUCAGGCAGAAAAUCAGAGCGUGUACCAUUAUCUGAGGAUGUGCUUCAAGUCAAUGUAGCUGGUAUUGAAGGCCAAAUCCAUCGGUUUUUCAAAAAUGGUGCUAGCUAUGCUCAACGACGUGGAUUUGAUUCCAAAGAACUUGCAGCACCCAAAGUACUGAAUAAUUACAGUUGGUUUAGUUCAAUGACAGCUAUUGAUUUCUUGAGCAAGAUUGGGCGUUAUGCUCGUGUCAAUACCAUGUUAGCUAAAGAGAGUGUGAAAUCACGUAUUGAAACAACACAAGGCAUUAGCUUUACUGAAUUUUCUUACCAACUCCUGCAAGCCUAUGAUUUCUGGUAUCUUUACAAGCAUCAUGGCUGUCGAAUUCAGAUUGGAGGCAGUGAUCAAUGGGGCAAUAUUACAGCUGGCAUUGAUAUGAUUUAUAGAAAACGAUCUGCUGAUGGUCAAAUAGUAGACAAAGAAGAUAUGGAAGCAAGGGCAUUUGGUAUUACAAUUCCUCUCUUAUUGACAUCAACAGGUGAAAAAUUCGGUAAAUCAGCAGGCAAUGCAGUUUGGCUUGACGAGAAUAUGACAAGUGUGUUUGAUUUUUAUCAACUUCUAAUGAAAACAACAGAUGCAGAUGUUGGUAAAUAUUUACAGAUGUUUACUUUAUUAUCUAAAGAGCAGGUCUCUGAUAUCAUGAAUGAGCACCAGAAAUUGCCUGAACAAAGAAUAGCACAAACAGCACUUGCAAACGAAACUACAGAACUUGUUCAUGGUGUGGAUGGUUUAAAUAGAGCACAGACAGCUACUAAAGUUUUGUUUGGAGCUGAUUUGAGUGCUGUAUCUGGUGAUAGUAUCAUUGAAGCUUUCAAGUUUGAUAAAAAUCGCUUUAUUCAACUUGAGAAAUCCUCUUUAAUUGGAUCUGGUUUAGACAAGAUUGCUGCUAUUACAAAUGCUGCUAAAUCAAAAUCUGAUGCACAAAAGAAGAUCAAGGCAGGUGGCAUUUAUUUGAAUAAUACAAGAAUCACAAAUAUCAAACAUACCAUAAAAGAAAGUGAUUUAAUUGAUGGAAAGAUUUGUGUCUUGCGUGUUGGCAAGUCUUCUUAUUAUCUAAUUCAGGCUAUUCAAGACAAAUAAAGCUUAAUUAAUAAACUAACAAUGGCUCUGUGAUACUGAA